AUGAGCUCGGCCAUAUCGUUCCUGUUUCGCGACUUGCCGUCUUUUGUUGCUCAGGUGUUUCCGCCGGAAGCGAAGUGGAGCACCGACCAGAUACCCGACUUGAAUGGGUUCGUGUGCAUAGUAACAGGCGGUAACGUCGGGAUAGGAAAGGAGACCGUCAAGGCCUUACUUCAGCACAACGCGAAGGUGUACCUAGCUGCCCGAUCCGAAUCCAAAGCCAAGGAGGCUAUCAGGGACUUGCGUGAGGAGACCGGGAAAGAGGCGAUCUUCUUGAAGCUCGACUUGUCUGAUCUCAAGGCUGUCAAAGCGUCGGCCGAGGAGUUUAUGAGCAAAGAGUCCAAGCUGCAUCUCCUCUAUAACAAUGCAGGUGUUAUGGCUGCCCCCAUCGACUUGACCACCGCAGACGGAUAUGACCUUCAGUUCGGGACAAAUGUUCUAGGCCAUUUCUACUUCACGAAGCUCCUCCUCCCGACGAUCCUCUCCACCGUCGAGACCGCACCACACGGCACCGUACGCGUCGUCAACAUCUCCUCCAACGCGCACUAUUUCGGCGGCCUGGACUUUGCCACCUUCAAGGACGGCCCGAAGCGGCGCAAGCGGAGCACGGACCUGCUCUACUGCCAGAGCAAGUUCGGAAACCUCGUGUAUAACAACGAGCUCGCCCGGCGCUACGCCGACAAGGGCCUCGUCGCGAUCGCGGUUCAUCCCGGCGUGAUCCGAACCGACUUGUGGAAGUAUUCUUCCGGUAUGAAGAAGAUCAUGGGUAACUUCUGGCAUCCGCCGUCCAAGGGCGCGCUGACACAGCUUUAUGCGGGAACAGCAUCGGAGGCCGCAGAGCUUAGCGGCAAGUACCUUGGUCCGUGGGCAAAAGGAUGGAGACCAAAAGCAUCAUCGACCGAUCCCGAUCUCGGCAAGGCGUUAUGGACUUGGUUAGAGGAGCAGGUCAAGGGUCUUUGAAUGCACGAUGCAUUAUCUAGGACGCUAUCGCGAAGCCCCUUC
Messenger RNA from Punctularia strigosozonata HHB-11173 SS5, 999 nucleotides. RefSeq names its product NAD(P)-binding protein. NCBI's taxonomy places the organism in Eukaryota, Fungi, Basidiomycota, Agaricomycetes, Corticiales, Punctulariaceae. The transcript is spliced from 8 exons. The record is from RefSeq and is a predicted model, not a curated record. The coding region runs from base 1 to 957 and encodes 318 amino acids.